This is a messenger RNA of Amoebophrya sp. A25, 641 nucleotides long. NCBI's taxonomy places the organism in Eukaryota, Dinophyceae, Syndiniales, Amoebophryaceae. The record is from the annotation of a GenBank genome assembly.
GCUUGGCUAUCAAUAAAGUUCGCUUCGACGCAAAUGCUAAAAAUGCGAGCGACGCAGAACUCACAAGGCGCAAAGAGCUGGACAAACUCAUCGAUCUGUACAAAAAUUAUGUUGAUCCAAAGUACGUUGUCAGUGCUCGCGCAUCUGCGAGUUUGAGCAGUAUGCUAAUCAGGAAGGAGUAGCAGCAGAGUUGUUGUAUAUGUCUUGCUAACCGCUCUGCAGCGAGUACUUCCACUUCUAAGAUGAAUGCGAAUGCCGAUCACCUCGAAUAGUACUCAUAUCUAUCAGACUCAGACUUACUGUAGCCUAUUAGCUCCAGUGUGAGUCCAGUAUUCAAUAUUUAUUAUUCAUACUUAUUUCUAUUAAGGAUCAAAGCAACGGCUUUCUUUUCUAAGUCACGCGCAGCAAAUGGUUACGCAGACGCCUCGCGGGUGGCAAGCCCAAAGUAGAUCGAGAAACUGGAGAUGAAGAAAUCGAUUGUCCUCUUGAUGAAGCAUUUGUUGAAGCAGAUGAUAGCUGUGAAGACACUGCUUUGGAACAGCAAGGCAAGCUGCCACCAAUGAAGAGACAACGCACCAUGGCUAAAGCGAGUGCUGCGAAAGCUAAAGCCAAAAACAAGCCAGGGCCUAAGAAGACCGCUA